Truncatella angustata is the source of this 222-nucleotide messenger RNA. RefSeq lists its product as uncharacterized. The annotation marks the transcript as partial. The transcript has a single exon. NCBI's taxonomy places the organism in Eukaryota, Fungi, Ascomycota, Sordariomycetes, Amphisphaeriales, Sporocadaceae. The record is from RefSeq and is a predicted model, not a curated record.
GCAGCGGACGCAGGCAUGGACGCAGCAGAUCUGGAGGCGCAGAGGCAUCGCUCGUCAUGGGAUGUCUGGACUGAGGGCGUCAAUCACAGCGACGAGCGGGAUGCCCACCUGCUCUGGAACGCCCAGUGCCGUCGUGUCAUGCUCAUUGACUUUGAUCGCGCUGUCCUCCGAGCAGCUCCCAAACAUCAGCAGCUCUCUGCGGUAUCUGGGACGAAGAGGAAA